This is a messenger RNA of Scylla paramamosain (green mud crab), 1066 nucleotides long. It is a transcript of the gene Prosalpha3, whose product is annotated as proteasome subunit alpha type-4-like. Bases 128 to 922 code for a protein of 264 amino acids. Gene Ontology annotation, biological process: proteasomal protein catabolic process; ubiquitin-dependent protein catabolic process. NCBI's taxonomy places the organism in Eukaryota, Metazoa, Arthropoda, Malacostraca, Decapoda, Portunidae. The transcript is spliced from 5 exons. Gene Ontology annotation, cellular component: proteasome core complex, alpha-subunit complex; nucleus; cytosol. The record is from RefSeq and is a predicted model, not a curated record.
AGUAAAUGGAGCAUAACAAAAGACAUGCGCAAGGUGAUCGUCAGCUGUCAAGAUGGCGGCGAAUGUACACAAACGCUGAGUAAUACUGACACAAGGCGGCCGGUGCGCGGUUCUCUAGGCUUGAACAAUGGCUCGUCGCUAUGAUUCCAAGACCACCAUCUUCUCCCCCGAGGGGCGGCUGUACCAGGUGGAGUAUGCCAUGGAGGCCAUUGGUCACGCUGGCACCUGCCUCGGCAUCCUAGCCAAUGACGGCAUCGUGCUGGCAGCUGAGCGGCGCAACACAAACAAACUUCUUGAUGACGUCUUUCUGUCCGACAAGAUCUACAAAAUUGAUGAGGACAUGGCAUGCUGUGUGGCCGGCAUCACCUCUGAUGCCAACGUGCUGACCAAUGAGCUGCGUGCCAUUGCCCAGCGACACACCCUGCAGUUUGGCGAGCCCAUCCCGUGUGAGCAGCUUAUCAUGCGGCUGUGUGACAUCAAGCAGGCCUACACCCAGACUGGAGGCAAGCGUCCGUUUGGUGUGUCCAUCCUGUACAUGGGGUGGGACAACCGGCAUGGCUACCAGCUGUACCAGAGCGACCCGUCCGGCAACUACUCCGGCUGGAAGGCAACCUGCAUUGGCAACAGUAGUGCAGCAGCUGUGUCCAUCCUGAAGCAGGAGUACAAGGUGGGAGAGACAGACCUGCACGAGGCGCUGCUGCUGGCACUCAAGGUGAUGAGCAAGACGCUGGACAUGACCAAGCUGAAUGCUGAGAAGCUUGAGCUGGCCACGCUGGUGAGGAAGGAUGGCCACACAGAGAUCAUUGUGAAGCCUGUGGACGAGGUGCAGAAGCUGAUCAAGGAGCAUGAGGAGCGGGAGGCGGCGGCCGAAGCUUCCAAGCAGGACAAGUCCACUCCCAGUACAAGCAAGCCUAAAGUCUAGCCUAGUUAAGUAAAGCCAAUAGUCUGUUUUCAAUAUCUGAGCCUGUUAUGAAUAUUGCAUCAAGUGCUGUACUGAUAUCCAAGGUGUCUUGUGGCAACUUUUUUUUCUUUUUUUGUGAAUGAUGUCUUUGCUUAACCCACAAAA